Asparagus officinalis (garden asparagus) is the source of this 2358-nucleotide messenger RNA. RefSeq names its product pentatricopeptide repeat-containing protein At3g24000, mitochondrial-like. Gene Ontology annotation, biological process: RNA modification. The record is from RefSeq and is a predicted model, not a curated record. Bases 452 to 2044 code for a protein of 530 amino acids. Lineage: Eukaryota; Viridiplantae; Streptophyta; Magnoliopsida; Asparagales; Asparagaceae. The transcript is spliced from 2 exons. Gene Ontology annotation, molecular function: protein binding; RNA binding; zinc ion binding.
CAUCCCUGACCAAUUCACCCUCCCUCCAAUUCUCAUUGCCGGCGCUUCUCUCGGUUCUCUCCCCCUUCUUCUCUCACUCCACGCUUUUACCAUCAAAACCCAUCUCUACAUUGACCUGUUUGUGGCCUCUGCGCUUAUCAAUGCUUACUCCAAAUGUGGCCAACUUGGGUUUGCAGUUCAGCUGCUCGAUGAAUUGCCUGACCCGGAUUUGCCCACUUAUAACGCUGCGAUUACUGGCUUGUCAAAGCAGGGGGAGUAUGAAUUGGCUUUACAGGUUUUUGUUAAGUUGAGGGUUGCAGGUUUGGAUCCGAAUAGGACUACUCUUUCGAGUGCUAUAACGGCUUGUGGGCGUCUGGUUGAUAGGAAUAUUGGACGAGCAAUUCAUGGUUAUGUUGUGAAGGUUGGAAGGGAUGUUAGAGAUGAUGUGUCGGUGAAUUCUGCGCUUGUGUUUAUGUACCCAAGAUUUGGAGACUUGGAUCCUGCUGGGUCCAUUUUUUGGUCCAUGCCUGAAAGGAAUGUAGUUGCUUGGAAUACCAUGAUAAGUGUUUAUGCGCAGACUGGUAAUAUAAAAGAGACAUGGGGCUUGUUUAACCAAAUGCUAGUAGAAGGUUUUGAGGCUAAUGAGAUAACUUUAUCUUGUAUGGCAAAUUCUUCCAAUGAACUGCUACAAGGGAUGAUGAUCCACGGGCUUGUGAUUAAAAUUGGCUUGAUAGAAGAUGAGAUAAUUGGAGCUUCUCUAAUUGACAUGUAUGCAAGACUAAAUAGUUUGGUUGAUGCCCAGAAGCUGUUUGAUGUAAAACCAAGGAGUGAGAUGGGGUCGUGGAAUUCCUUAAUAUUGGGUUAUGCAAAAAAUGGGUAUCCAAGGGAAGCAUUGAACCUCUUUUAUAGGCUAAGAGAUCAUAGAAAUCUUUGCCCAAAUUCCAUUAGUUUUCUUGGUGCUUUGAACGCAUGUGCAGCUCUUGGAGCAGUCAAAGAGGGAAAAGUGAUUCACGAUUACUUUGUGAAUAGUGGGUUCAAGGUAGAUCGGAUCAUUGGUACUUCAUUAAUUGACAUGUACUCUAAAUGUGGAUGUGUGGAUACCGCUCGAGAUAUAUUUGAGGGUAUGAAGGAUAAGGAUCUUGUGGCUUGGAGUGCAAUGAUUUCUGGACAUGGAGUAAAUGGAGAAGUGAAAGAGGCGAUAAAACUGUUCGAUAGAAUGAGAAAAAAUUAUCACCUUAAGCCAGACAAUGUGAUAUUCACAUCGAUUCUCUCUGCUUGUAGCCAUUCCGGAAUGCUAGAAGAAGGUUGGUUCUAUUUCAAUGAGAUGAAAAGGGUUUAUGGCCUUGAACCCAAACAAGAGCAAUAUGCUUGCAUCGUUGAUCUAUUGGGUCGAGCAGGGAAGCUUGAUGAGUCCCUUGACUUCAUCAAGGAGAUGCCUAUUGAGCCAGAUGUCUCUGUGUGGGGUGCUUUGCUAGGAGCUUGUAGGAUUCACAACAAUAUGAAGCUGGGAAUCUAUGCAGCAGAAAAGCUCUUUGAAUUGGAAACCAAGGAUGCAGGGUACUACGUACUGCUUUCAAAUCUCUAUGCAGCAAUUGGUAGAUGGAAUGAUGUUAAGAAAGUUCGGGAGUUAAUGAAGUCAAGAGGAGUUCAGAAGCCUCCAGGACGCAGUUGGGUAGAUUUGAAUGGUUCUAUACAUGAAUUUUUCGUGGGUGACAAAUCACACCCUCAAUCAGAUAAAAUUUAUAUGAAGCUAGAUGAAUUGGGAGAAAAGAUGAAAGAGAUGGGUUACAUUCCGGAUACAAACUUGGUGCUCCAUGAUGUCGAUGAUGAAGUGAAAGAAGAAAAACUAACCAGCCACAGUGAGAGAUUGGCUAUUGCCUUUGCCUUGAUAAACACUAAGCAUGGUGAACCUAUCAGAGUGACCAAGAACUUGCGUGUGUGUGCUGAUUGCCACCGAACAACAAAGCUCAUUUCAAAGAUCACUGGGAGGAAGAUCAUUGUGAGGGAUGCACGAAGGUUUCAUCAUUUUGAGGGAGGGAAAUGUUCAUGUGCAGAUUACUGGUGAGACCUAGGGGAAAAUGCUUCUUUUUGAUACAGAAACAGGUAUACAAACCAGCCAAAAUGCAGUCAUCAUAAUUAUCCAAGAUUACAGUAAGAAUAAUAGGGUAGUAAAUUCAGUAUACAUGCUGUUGAGGCUCCACUUUAUGAUAAAGAAGGCAUAAACCAAAUUGGAGGGAGCUGUAGUGAGCAGAUGAACUGAAGUUCAGGACGAAAACAAGGCUGAAUUGUCCCGCUUUCUAUGUCAAAUAUCUCAACAUCGCAAACAUAAUUAUCAUGAAAGUCCAUAUGUUCAUUAAUGAAAUAAAUGCAAUUUCCUUU